Molecule: messenger RNA, 1063 nt
Organism: Camelina sativa (false flax)
Lineage: Eukaryota; Viridiplantae; Streptophyta; Magnoliopsida; Brassicales; Brassicaceae
Product: short-chain dehydrogenase/reductase SDRA
Molecular function (GO): oxidoreductase activity
Source: RefSeq, a predicted model, not a curated record
UUAAACGUUUCAAACGCCGGAAACUUCAUCACUCAUCGCUCACUUUAGAGAUAGAGAGAGAGAGAGAGAGAGAGAGCACAAUCAUUGGAAGAAGCAAGAAAAGAUUGAAAAUGGAUAAAACGAAGAUACCGAGAAGAUUGGAAGGUAAAGUAGCGAUUGUGACGGCUUCGACGCAAGGGAUUGGUUUCGGAAUCAUUGAGCGUUUUGGUCUCGAAGGCGCUUCCGUCGUCGUCUCUUCCCGCAAACAGGCAAAUGUUGACGAGGCGGUUGAGAAACUCAAAUCCAAAGGGAUUGAUGCUUAUGGAAUCGUUUGUCAUGUUUCCAAUGCUCAACAUCGCCGUAAUCUUGUCGAAAAGACUGUUCAGAAAUAUGGGAAGAUAGAUAUCGUUGUCUGUAACGCUGCUGCCAAUCCAUCUACAGACCCGAUCUUGUCUACCAAAGAAGGUGUUCUCGACAAGCUAUGGGAAAUCAAUGUCAAAUCCUCUAUACUUCUCCUUCAGGACAUGGCUCCUCACCUAGAGAAGGGUUCUUCGGUUAUCUUCAUAACUUCCAUUGCUGGAUUUCAACCACAAGGAUCCAUGGCUAUGUAUGGGGUCACUAAGACUGCUCUUCUCGGCCUUGUGAAGGCACUUGCUGCUGAGAUGGGACCAGACACACGUGUGAACGCGGUUGCACCCGGUUUUGUUCCCACACACUUUGCUUCUUUCAUUACUGGAAACUCCGAAGUGAGGGAAAGUAUCGAAGAGAAGACUCUGCUUAACAGGUUGGGAACAACCGGAGACAUGGCUGGUGCGGCGGCUUUCUUAGCAUCAGAUGAUUCUUCUUACAUCACCGGAGAAACUUUGGUCGUUGCUGGAGGAAUGCCCUCAAGACUUUAAAUCAAUUAGAAACAGGGGAAAGAAAAAGGUAUAGGAUCUUUUAAAAAAGUUUAACGAAAAUAAAUUUUAAGAAAAAAAAGACGAGGAAGCUGUAAUAAAAAUAUGAGGCCAUUAACGGAUUCCUUUGUUGGUCUUGUAAAAUAUAAUUUCUUAAUGUCAUUAUGAAAAACUCAUUUGGUACACUC